AUGCGGAACUUCUUUUUCCUUCUCUUCGCUCUCGCCUUCGUUUUCGGCGGCAGUAACGCGCGCUCGGCCACCGAACAUGCCCAGCUCAUGGUGUCGCAGUCGGAGCUGGACCAACCCACCCGGUGGAACGUCGCCGACAAACGCUUACUGCGGGCCAACGACGGCACGAAUGCUGCCGAGGAAGAACGAGGAAUGGCGGACAUUGCAACGAAGAUGAAGACGUGGACACAAAGCUUAAAAACUCAUGUCGGCAGCUCGAAGCCGUUUCAGAUAGCGGCUCAGAAAUGGAGAAACACGAAGGUGCAGCGAAUGAUCAAAAAGGGAAUUUCUGAUACGGCUUUGUUUGAAAACAAGGUCACUCCUGACGAAUUUUUCAAGGCGCUGAGGCUGAAACCAGGGUUGAAACAAUCGUCUGUUACAAACAACCCUGCUCUGAACAAGUACCGCGCCUACAAGAGCUUUUACGAGUCCAAGAUCAAGACUGCUGCUACGUAA
Molecule: messenger RNA, 495 nt
Organism: Phytophthora infestans T30-4
Lineage: Eukaryota; Oomycota; Peronosporomycetes; Peronosporales; Peronosporaceae
Product: secreted RxLR effector peptide protein, putative
Exons: 1
Coding region: 1-495 (164 amino acids)
Source: RefSeq, a predicted model, not a curated record